Molecule: messenger RNA, 964 nt
Organism: Phanerochaete carnosa HHB-10118-sp
Lineage: Eukaryota; Fungi; Basidiomycota; Agaricomycetes; Polyporales; Phanerochaetaceae
Exons: 1
Coding region: 26-952 (308 amino acids)
Source: RefSeq, a predicted model, not a curated record
AUGCACAUUGUUAGGCACGCUUGAAAUGUCAUAUCCUCCCCCUACCACACAUGGCUCCUCUGCCCUCGAUCUUGCCCUCUACUUCUCUACCUCUACCUACUGGGACUCAUCUUGGUACAUCACCCCCGAACUCCCCCCGCUGCUGAAAGACCAUCGUCCUCCUACAUAUUCAACAUCCUGGGAGACUCGCGGCCACUUGAAGAACAUCUUUGGCGGUAUCCUCUUUGCUGACCUCAGCAUAUGCUGGUACUCCGUCCAAUUUGACGCCGCUAAUCCUGGCGCAGAUCCGAACGACAUGAGCAUGGUCGAGCGCUCGGCCAAGUACCUGCCGCGCCCGGAUGCGAAGGACAAGGCUGCGCUGCUCGAGGCACACGAGAUGUACGGCGAGACGAUCGCGGCGUUCGCAGAAGGCUUCGACGGCACGGGGCAGUACUGCGCGCGCGGCGAGUGCUGGGACCUCGCGAACGAGGCGCUCAAGUACUUUGACCAGUUCGAUUAUGUGCCGAAGCCCGUGCCGAGCCUCUCGCGGACGCACGGCCACCUCAUCUUCUGCGGCAUGGCCGCGCAGAAUGGCGCACGUCUGGACGGCCGCUGGCGCGGCGGCGACGACCGCGUCCGCCGUGGCGACAUCGUCGAGUGGCGCUCCGCGCGUGUCGGCAUGCCCAACGGCGGCCAUGCGAUGCUGGGGGAUCCCGACCAUACAGCCGUUAUCGUCAAGGAUGCCGUGCCGAGUAAGUCUGUGCGUGACGGUGCCGUUGUCCUGCCCUCCGAGCUCGGAACGCUCGAGGUCAUUGAGCAGAGCGUCGGUAGCCCGCCUUCGCGUAUGCACUACGACCUCAACAUGUUCCAGGAGGGCGAGAUGUGGAUUUAUCGGCCGAUUGGAAUAGAAGCCUACGUCGGUUGUUUGCUCGCGCCUCAGUGCCCCGACAACGUUCAAGCCAUGACCAUCUGAUGUGUGUUGUCC